AUGAUUAAGAAGGAAGUGAGACUCCUAUUAUUAUCUGCUAAAAAGUUUAUUGAUCAACUUCCUUAAUAAAAAUAACAAAGGGCAUCGAUAAACCUAAUGAAAAUCGUAUAGGAAGCUAAACCUGAGGAAUAAAUAAUAAAAGAGAUUCAAUAUUAAAUAAAUUUUCUGAAGUUAACUAAUCCCAAUAUUCAGUACUAAUAGAUCACUUAGGAAGAGGAAUCUAUUCAAGAAAAAAUCAUUUAGAAGUUUAAUGAGUAAUAGGAAUAAUAGUAAAAGACUGAGGAUAUUGAUCUGAAGAAAGGUACUUAUAUUUAUUAAAAUGGAAAUUUGGUAUAAGGAUAAGCUGAAAAAAGAAAGGAAGUUGAUUAUUCUAAUUGGUAUGCAGCUAAUGUUGAUCCCGAUGAUUUGAAAAAACAUAAAGAAUUACUGGAUAGAUAGCAUUUUAGUGGUCCUUUUUGGGAAGGGAAGCCAAUGCCAAAGUCUAUUUUAGAUGAAGAGAAUCCAAACACAUUAAUGUAUAGUGAUGAACGUCCAGAAAAAGAGUUGAAUCCAAAUUUGAAGCAGGAGAGGUCAGGAAAAUUUGAAAAAGUUAAAAGAUGA
This is a messenger RNA of Paramecium tetraurelia, 600 nucleotides long. RefSeq lists its product as uncharacterized. The transcript has 2 exons. NCBI's taxonomy places the organism in Eukaryota, Ciliophora, Oligohymenophorea, Peniculida, Parameciidae. The record is from RefSeq and is a predicted model, not a curated record.